AUGGCCACAUCAUCUUCCCAGUUCCAACAACUCGAAAAAUUGGGCGAAGGUACGUACGCGACGGUGUAUAAAGGGAGAAACCGCUCCACGGGGACGCUUGUAGCGUUGAAGGAAAUCAAUUUGGACUCUGAGGAGGGAACCCCGUCGACUGCGAUUCGCGAAAUCUCGCUCAUGAAGGAGUUGAAACAUGAGAAUAUUGUCACCUUGUACGACGUCAUUCACACCGAGAACAAGUUGACCUUAGUGUUUGAGUUCAUGGACCAGGACUUGAAGAAGUACAUGGACACACAUGGGCUCCACGGAAGUGGCGCCUUGGACCCAAAGGUUGUCAAGUCUUUCAUGUACCAGUUACUCCGUGGGAUCCUGUUCUGCCACGACAACCGUGUGUUGCACCGCGACUUGAAACCACAAAAUUUGUUGAUCAACGCGAAGGGCCAGCUAAAGCUCGGUGAUUUCGGGUUGGCACGUGCGUUUGGGAUCCCCGUCAACACCUUUUCCAAUGAGGUGGUGACCUUGUGGUACAGAGCACCAGAUGUGUUGAUGGGCUCGCGAAACUACACCACCUCCAUCGACAUGUGGUCCGCCGGGUGCAUCUUGGCCGAGAUGUUUACCGGAAAGCCGCUUUUCCCGGGCAACUCUAAUGACGACCAGUUGUUGAAGAUUUUCCGUCUCAUGGGCACCCCCAGUGAGCGCUCAUGGCCGGGUAUUUCGCAGCUCCCGAACUUUAAGCAAAACUUCAAGGCCUUUCUUCCACAGGAUUUGCGUGUGAUUAUCCCCAACAUGGAACCCUUGGCGUUCAACUUGUUGCAGUCGUUGUUGCAGAUGAGACCGGAGGCCCGCAUCAGCGCUCGACAGGCCUUGCAACAUCCGUGGUUUGCCGAGUUUAACCAGCCGAUGGUUCCGCAAAACUACCUGCAGCAGCAACAACAACAACAACAGUAUUACGAAUAG
This is a messenger RNA of Babjeviella inositovora NRRL Y-12698, 951 nucleotides long. It is a transcript of the gene PHO85, whose product is annotated as cyclin-dependent serine/threonine-protein kinase. Gene Ontology annotation, cellular component: nucleus; cytoplasm. The record is from RefSeq and is a predicted model, not a curated record. Gene Ontology annotation, biological process: protein phosphorylation. Lineage: Eukaryota; Fungi; Ascomycota; Pichiomycetes; Serinales. Gene Ontology annotation, molecular function: ATP binding; cyclin-dependent protein serine/threonine kinase activity. The transcript has 2 exons. Bases 1 to 951 code for a protein of 316 amino acids.